UCCAUCUCUGGCCAUCCAUCUCUGGCCAUCCAUCUCUGGCCCCCAACUCGUAUUUUCUUGGCUCCUCCUCUCCUAUCCGCACCCAGCACAUGUCCCGACAACUCUUCGACUACCUCGUCAUCGGCGGCGGCAGCGGCGGUAUCGCUUCUGCUCGUCGUGCUGCCUCGUACGGCGCCAAGGUCGCUGUGAUCGAAGCGAGCCGGUGGGGUGGAACGUGCGUCAACCUCGGAUGUGUGCCCAAGAAAGUGAUGUGGAACGCAGCCUCGCUGUCGGAAUACAUUCACGAGGCCAAGGGCUAUGGCUUCGACGUCAAGGUCAACUCGUUCUCGUGGGCGGCGCUCAAGCAGAAGCGCGACGAGUACAUUGCCCGCCUCAAUCGCAUCUACGAAAACAACCUGGACAAAGACACCAUCACUCGCAUCGAGGGCCUGGCUCGCUUCGUCGACAAGAAGGUCAUUGAAGUCAACGGUGUCGAAUACGAGGGCAAGCACAUUCUGAUUGCCACGGGCAGCCAAGCCUGGAUCCCGAACCACCCCGGAGCUGUGGAGUAUGGCAUCACCAGUGACGGCUUCUUUGACCUUGACUACCUGCCCAAGAAGGUAGCCAUCGCCGGCGCCGGCUACAUCGCCAUCGAGAUUGCGGGCAUCUUCAACGCCCUGGGAUCCGAGGUCACCCUGUUCUGCCGCAAGGACCACUUCCUGCGCACGUUUGACGAAAUCAUCUACAACACCUUGAUGGACGAGUACCGCCGUGUUGGCAUCAAGCUGGUCAUGUCGUCCAAGAUCGAUCGCCUCGAGAACCACGGCACCGCCGACAAGAAGCUACUCGAGGUCAAGUAUACCACCGCCGACUCGCCCGAGCUCCAGACCCUGAGCGGUGUCGAGGAGUUUAUCUGGGCCGUCGGCCGCAGCGCCAAGGUGGAGCCCCUCAACCUGGGCGCCACCGAUGUCAAGCUGGACGAACAAGGCUUCAUCACUGUGGAUGAGUGGCAGGCAACCAGCAGCGAGGGCAUUUUUGCCCUUGGUGAUGUCUGCGGCAACAUCAUGCUGACGCCAGUGGCUAUCGCGGCCGGCCGUCGCCUUUCGGAUCGCCUCUUUGGCGGCAUGAAGGAUCGAAAGCUCGACUACACCAACGUCCCGGCCGUGGUCUUCUCGCAUCCGACUGCCGGCAGUGUGGGUCUGACCGAGGCCGAGGCCCGCAAGCAGUACGGCGACGACCAGAUCAAGAUCUAUCGCACAAAGUUCAUCAACAUGUACUUUACAGUCUUUGAGCAGAGCCAGAAGCAGUUCACGGCCUACAAGCUUGUCUGUGCCGGGCCCGAGGAACGGGUCGUUGGUCUGCACUUGGUUGGUCGUCAGUCGGACGAGAUUCUGCAGGGAUUCUCAGUCGCCAUCAAGAUGGGCGCGACCAAGGAGGACUUUGACAACACCGUCGCCAUCCACCCUACUGCCGCCGAGGAGUUGGUGACCAUGCGAUAGAUAUCCUCUGCUGUCCCCCCCCCGGAUGCCGUCUCAUUACUGCUCCUUCGGCACGGAUGGUGAUGGCGAGUCUCGCGGUGCAACGAUCGUCUGUGUUGGUCGCGGCGAUUGAGGUCAGACAACGAUGGCCAAAUGGCCACUCUGCUAUAUGCGAUCCAAUACAAUAGCUACCUGGAUC
Messenger RNA from Polychytrium aggregatum, 1656 nucleotides. RefSeq lists its product as uncharacterized. The transcript is spliced from 6 exons. Gene Ontology annotation, biological process: glutathione metabolic process; cell redox homeostasis; cellular response to oxidative stress. Gene Ontology annotation, cellular component: mitochondrion; cytosol. The coding region runs from base 90 to 1478 and encodes 462 amino acids. NCBI's taxonomy places the organism in Eukaryota, Fungi, Chytridiomycota, Chytridiomycetes, Polychytriales. The record is from RefSeq and is a predicted model, not a curated record. Gene Ontology annotation, molecular function: NADP binding; flavin adenine dinucleotide binding; glutathione-disulfide reductase (NADPH) activity.